This is a messenger RNA of Juglans microcarpa x Juglans regia, 1684 nucleotides long. Its product is annotated as pentatricopeptide repeat-containing protein At4g14190, chloroplastic. The transcript has 3 exons. Lineage: Eukaryota; Viridiplantae; Streptophyta; Magnoliopsida; Fagales; Juglandaceae. Gene Ontology annotation, molecular function: protein binding. Bases 71 to 1594 code for a protein of 507 amino acids. The record is from RefSeq and is a predicted model, not a curated record.
CUAUGGGUAACAUAGAGGCAAACUUGCGGGAGAAUGAAAGCUACGUUGCCAUUAAUGUUCAGUGCAAAAGAUGGCAUUCACAUGGAGACCUAAUUCGGUUUCUAGCUCCGGUUGCAAUUACAACAACCUCCUCCUCUUCCCUAAAACCAUAACCAAAGUAGCCUCCUCCAAAUUCACAUUCUCGGCGGCCAAAACUAGCAUUUCCUCUCCCCAGCCCUCAACAGCGCAAUCAAGUGCAAACGCCUCACAUGGUAAUGGCACAAGGACAAGGCACACUGCCCCUCCUCUCAACACAGUCUCUGAGCGCGAGAGGCUCCGAGACUUGCUUGCAAAGCUGCGCCAGAAGAACUCAUGCCCGUUGCAAACGCUUAGAGAUGAUGGAGAUUGGACUGAAGACCAAUUCUGGGCUGUCAUCAGAUUCCUCAAACACGCCUCUAGGUCCCAUGAAAUUCUUCAGGUGUUUGAUAUGUGGAAGGACCUUGAGGCAUCGCGGAUUAAUGAAUUCUACUAUGAGAAGAUAAUAGGGCUGUUAAGUGAAGAGGAUCUGAUUGAAGAAGCAGUGUCGACAUUUCGAGAGAUGAAAAGCUGUGGCCUUAUCCCUUCUUUGGAGACUUAUAAUUCAAUUAUUCAUGGUUUUGCAGGAAAAGGGAGCUUUGAAGAUGCUUUAUUUUACCUCAAUGAGAUGAAAGAAGCCAAUGUAACACCUGAAACUUAUACCUAUGAUGUGUUAAUUCAAGCUUACGGGAAAUAUAAUAUGUAUGAUGAAAUGGGUAUGUGUCUUAAGAAGAUGGUAUUAGACGGGUGUUCACCUGAUCAGAUUACUUAUAAUUUGCUUAUCCAAGAGUUUUCACAAGCUGGGUUACUCAAAAGAAUGGAAAGAAUAUAUCAGACCAUGCUUUCUAAAAAGAUGGAUUUGCAGUCAUCUACCUUGGUUGCAAUGCUAGAGGCUUAUGCUAGAUUUGGAAUCGUAGACAAGAUGGAAAAGGUUUUUAGAAGAGUUUUGAACUCGAAAACCCAUUUGAAGGAUGAUGUGAUAAGGAAAGUGGCUGAGGUUUAUAUUGAGAACUAUAUGUUUUCAAGAUUAGAUGACUUGGGAGUUGACGUUUCAACAAGGUUUGGCGCAUCUGAUCUUGUUUGGUGCCUGCGUCUUCUUUCUCAUGCUAGUCUUUUGAGCCGAAGGGGUAUGGAUUCCAUUGUUAGGGAAAUGGAAGAGGCAAAAGUUCCUUGGAAUGUAACAGUUGCAAAUAUUCUCAUGCUGGCUUAUUUGAAAAUUGAAGAUUUCACUCAUCUAAAAUCCUUGCUUUACCAAUUACCAUUCCUUUGUGUGAAGCCCGAUAUAGUUACUGUUGGAAUUUUAUUUGAUGCUAUGAUGAUUGGAUUUGAAGGAGCUAGGGAAGUAGAAACAUGGAGAAGUACGGGCGAUCUCUACAGAGUUGUGGAAAUGAACACUGAUCCCUUGGUUCUCACUGCAUUUGGAAAGGGGCGUUUCCUGAGAAACUGUGAAGAGGUAUACUGCUCCCUUGAACCUCAAGCUAGAGAACAGCAAACGUGGACUUAUGAUAGCCUCAUUGAUUUGGUUUUAGGGAAGCCUUAGUUGAAUGAAGUCGAGCAAGGACAGAAAGGCAGGAAGCGCAAGCUGUGGUUGUCGAGGUGCGCGCAAGCUGACCCAGACGCUCACGGUUAU